Molecule: messenger RNA, 1062 nt
Organism: Sphenostylis stenocarpa
Lineage: Eukaryota; Viridiplantae; Streptophyta; Magnoliopsida; Fabales; Fabaceae
Source: the annotation of a GenBank genome assembly
AUGAGGAAAAGGGAGAGGGAGAAUCCUUGUGGCGUGUGUGGCCACUAUCACAAAUAUGAAGAAGGAGAAGUGUGUUCGAUUUGCGGUCACCGGAUUCCGGUUGGAUCGGAGAAAACAUCGAUACAAGUUAGUGCUUUUCCUUCCGUGAUUCUGCCGGAAUUUCUUUACCUGGGAAGCUACGACAACGCAUCGCGGUCGGAGCUUCUAAAGACUCAGGGGAUUUCUCGUAUCCUGAAUGUGGAGUGGUUUAUAUUGGGAUUUUCAUUACAGCAUACUUCUAAUUUCUUAGCGCCAAUGCAUGGGAAUGAUGAUGCCAGGCCCGGGAAAACGCGUUACAGUCAGGAAAACUUCAGAAACCUUGAUGUUACUGUUCCAUCUUGUCAAAAUCUCUACAAGAACUCAUUUACCUAUCACUGCCUCCCAGAUGACAAAACUUUGCCAUUUGAUGAAGCAAUUCAGUUUCUAGGGCUUGUGCCUGCUCUGAUGACGGUGAUCCUGUUGUUGGAUAGCCUGACAAUGUUUGUAAUGUUGUUGAGGUUGAUAGGAGAGCAAUGUGAAAAGGAUCAGGAGCGUGUUCUGGUUCAUUGCAUGUCAGGAAAGAGUAGGUCUCCAGCUAUUGUGAUUGCAUACUUGAUGAAGUCCAAAGGAUGGAGACUUGCACAGAGUUAUCAGUGGGUAAAGGAACGUAGACCUUCUGUUGAAUUAACUCAAGAUAAAGACACCUCUGGACUUGGGGUGGCCACAGGUGUGUACCAGCAACUUCAAGAUUAUGAGCAGAAAAUCUAUGGACCGAUAGAUAGCGGCGGCUCUCUUCUGCCUAGUUUCUCGCCUGCUGCGCUUCCUUCAAUUAGCUUUGGUUUUCCAAAGAUCCAUGAUCCGAAUCAACUUCCUUCCUUCAGCACUGCCGGAACUCCUUCAAUCUUCACCCGACCCCCCCUAGACAUUGCACCUACAGAGUUUACAUUUGGCGCUGGACCGAUGCAGAAGAAUGUGGCUGGAAGUCCCUUUAAUGCCAACCAACCUAAUCCAAAUGGUACUGAUAUCCAAAUGGAUGGUUCUUGA